Molecule: messenger RNA, 364 nt
Organism: Andrographis paniculata
Lineage: Eukaryota; Viridiplantae; Streptophyta; Magnoliopsida; Lamiales; Acanthaceae
Exons: 1
Coding region: 1-162 (53 amino acids)
Source: RefSeq, a predicted model, not a curated record
AUGGAUCAGAACAGAAGUGCGUUCGUGCUUGGAAUCGUGGGAGCGGCGAUAACGCUUUCGGCUUAUUCUCAGACUUUGAUAUCGCCGACGCAGUGCAUCGCAGUCGGCCUGCUUGUCCUAGUUUUUGGUCUUCUUGUCAGGGAAGGCCUUAUUAAUAUAUAGACUGUGAUGCUUGCUAUACGAAUAUCAUUUUCAUUUUCAACGCUGUUGCUCUCUCUUCUUCAUUGCUGUUGUUUUAAUAAUUGUAUGUCGGUAGUCAAGAACAACCUCUACGUUUUAUGUUUGUUUGAUUUGGAAUGUGUUUUUAAUGUUGUUUGUGCUGGAUUUAUUGGAUUUGUUUUCAAGAUUACAUUAAUUAGUUGUA